AUGGAGUUUGAGGCCCUGAGCAGAUACACCAGCCCAGUGAACCCGGCUGUCUUCCCCCAUCUGACCGUGGUGCUGUUGGCCACUGGCAUGUUCUUCACCGCCUGGUUCUUAGUUUAUGAGGUCACCUCCACCAAAUACACUUGGGAUAUCUACAAAAAGCUCCUCAUAUCUUCGGUGGCCUCACUCUUCAUGGGCUUUGGAGUCCUCUUCCCACUGCUCUGGGUCGGCAUCUACGUAUGA
Messenger RNA from Mesoplodon densirostris (Blainville's beaked whale), 240 nucleotides. Its product is annotated as transmembrane protein 258-like. The transcript has a single exon. Gene Ontology annotation, biological process: protein N-linked glycosylation. The record is from RefSeq and is a predicted model, not a curated record. Gene Ontology annotation, cellular component: membrane-bounded organelle. NCBI's taxonomy places the organism in Eukaryota, Metazoa, Chordata, Mammalia, Artiodactyla, Ziphiidae. The coding region runs from base 1 to 240 and encodes 79 amino acids.